GGCGGGUGCACUGACAGAGAAACCCAGAAGACACUCGGCUCUCUCUCUCUCUCUCUCUCGCUCCAGAUUUUUUUUUUUUCCUUUUAAUCGGAGUAUGGAGUUGGACCCUGACGACGUUUUCAGAGACGACGAAGAUGACCCCGAUUCUGACUUCUAUCAGCAAAGAGAAUCCUCCAAGGAAUUUGUAGUCUACCUUGUUGAUGCUUCUCCUAAAAUGUUUACCACUACUUUUCCUGCCGAAGAUCAAAAGGAUGAAACUCAUUUCCACAUUGCAGUCAGUUCUAUUGCGCAAUCUUUAAAGACUCAAAUCAUCAAUAGAUCAUAUGAUGAAGUUGCGAUCUGCUUCUUCAACACACGGGAGAAGAGGAAUUUGCAAGACCUAAAUGGUGUUUUUGUCUACAAUGUUGCUGAAAGAGAGUAUCUAGACAGGCCAACUGCAAGGCUUAUAAAAGAUUUUGAUUGCAUAGAGGAAUCAUUUAUGAAAGAAAUUGGUAGUCAGUAUGGCAUCGUGUCUGGCUCUCGGGAGAAUUCCCUUUACAAUGCUCUUUGGGUAGCACAAGCUCUUUUGCGUAAAGGUUCUGCAAAAACUGCUGAUAAACGGAUACUAUUGCUUACAAAUGAAGAUGACCCUUUUGGGAGUAUGCAGGGUGCAGCAAAAACAGAUAUGACAAGGACCACAUUGCAGCGAGCUAAAGAUGCACAAGAUCUUGGCAUUUCAAUUGAACUUCUACCCUUGAGCCAACCUGAUGAAGAAUUCCAUAUUUCACUUUUCUAUGCUGGAUUGAUUGGAUUGGAAGGUGAUGAGCUUGCUCAAUUUGUGCCCUCGGCAGGACAAAAAUUGGAAGAUAUGAAAGAUCAGCUAAGAAAACGCAUGUUCACAAAGCGCAUAGUAAGAAAAAUCACAUUGUUUAUUGCUGGACUGUCAAUUGACCUGAAUACAUACGCAUUGAUACGUCCAACUACACCAGGAGCAAUUACAUGGCUUGAUUCUGUUACAAAUCGUCCUUUAAAGACAGAAAGAUCUUUCAUUUGUGCAGAUACGGGUGCACUGAUCCUUGAACCUACAAAGCUCUCCCACCCUUACAAAAACGAGAAUAUCAAGUUCUCUGUGGAGGAGUUAGCAGAAAUAAAAAGAAUUUCAACUGGGCACCUUCGUCUUCUUGGAUUCAAGCCAUUAAGUUGCUUGAGAGAUUAUCACAACUUGAGGCCAUCAACAUUUGUUUUUCCUAGUGAUAAGGAAGUGAUUGGCAGCACUAGCAUUUUCAUUGCUUUGCAUAGAUCCAUGUUGCGGCUUAAUCGUUUUGCUGUUGCAUUCUAUGGAGGCUCAUCUCAUCCUCGGUUGGUUGCUCUUGUUGCACAAGAUGAGAUUGUUAGUGCCGGUGGUCAAAUUGAACCACCAGGAAUGCACAUGAUAUAUCUUCCUUAUUCUGAUGAUGUCAGACAUAUUGAAGAGUUUCAUUCAGAGUCAAAUGUCGGGUUACCUCAUGCAAAUGGUGAUCAAACUAAAAAGGCUGCUGGUUUAAUUAAACGUAUCGACCUGAAAGAUUUUUCAGUAUGCCAAUUUGCUAACCCUGCUCUGCAGAGACACUACGCAGUGUUGCAAGCACUAGCUUUAGAAGAAGAUGAGAUGCCAGAAAGCAAAGAUGAAACACUUCCUGAUGAGGAAGGCUUGGCUAGACCAGGAGUUGUUAAGGCAAUAGAAGAAUUUAAGCUUUCUGUUUAUGGUGACAAGUAUGAUGAAGAAAACCUUUUGGGCAAUGGAAAAGCAAAUGAGACCUCAAGAAAAAGGAAGGCUGCUGCCGAGAAUGCCAAAAAUGAGUCUGCAAAUUAUGAUUGGGCUGAUCUUGCUGACAAUGGAAAGUUGAAGGACCUGACAGUAGCAGAGCUGAAGUUGUAUUUGACAGCACACAACAUUCCUGUUGCUGGGAAGAAGGAAGCUUUGAUCAGCAAAAUAUUAACUCACCUGGGAAAGUGAAAAAGGUGAGGCUAACCCCCAUGUCUUUUGGUAACAUCAAAGAGAAGUACAACCUUUAUUUCUCUGCAAAAUCAGCUAAUUAAGCAAUUUGAAUUUAUUUUGGGUUUUCCUUAAUCUACAGUCACAUAUUUAGGGGUGAAAACAUUUUGCUUUAACUCAAUGGCUAUCUAUGGUGCACUAUAAAUUUCAAUGAAAAUGAAAUGCAGUUCUUGGAAUA
This is a messenger RNA of Ricinus communis (castor bean), 2192 nucleotides long. Its product is annotated as ATP-dependent DNA helicase 2 subunit KU70. The transcript has 19 exons. The record is from RefSeq and is a predicted model, not a curated record. Gene Ontology annotation, cellular component: nucleus; Ku70:Ku80 complex. NCBI's taxonomy places the organism in Eukaryota, Viridiplantae, Streptophyta, Magnoliopsida, Malpighiales, Euphorbiaceae. Gene Ontology annotation, molecular function: double-stranded DNA binding; DNA helicase activity; telomeric repeat DNA binding. Bases 95 to 1975 code for a protein of 626 amino acids. Gene Ontology annotation, biological process: telomere maintenance; double-strand break repair via nonhomologous end joining; cellular response to gamma radiation.